Molecule: messenger RNA, 2918 nt
Organism: Cuculus canorus (common cuckoo)
Lineage: Eukaryota; Metazoa; Chordata; Aves; Cuculiformes; Cuculidae
Gene: EHMT2
Product: euchromatic histone lysine methyltransferase 2
Exons: 22
Cellular component (GO): nucleus
Molecular function (GO): p53 binding; zinc ion binding; histone methyltransferase activity
Source: RefSeq, a predicted model, not a curated record
AGAUCACGGUGACGGAGGAGAUGGCGGCCCCCGCGCCGCCCCCCGGCGGUCGCUCCGGGGACGAUUGGGACAGCGAAGGCGGCGGAGGGUUCUCCCUCUUCUACGACGGAUUCAGCGUCGACGGACACGGAGACUCCGACAGCAAAUCGGAGGGCGACGCGGCCGUGGAGGCGCUGAGCGAGGAGGAAGAGGAGGAGGAGGAGGAGGAAGAGGAGGAAGAGGACGAGGAAGAAGAGGAGGAGGAAGAGGAAGAGGAGGAGGAAGAGGAGGAGGACGAGGAGUCGGGGAACGCCUCCGACCGGAGCGCCUCGAGUGCGCGGCGGAGGAUCCGACGGCGCUGGAAAGACAGUCCAUGGCUGAAACCGGCGAGGAAGAGGAAGAGGAAAGAGCCGAGGGGGAAAGAGAGGGGUGUGGCGGUGGCGCCCCCCGGCGCCGCCCCCACUGAGUACACGGAGGUGCCUCUGGGCUGCCUGCAGCUGCCGGGGGGGGGCGGGCUCUCCCCCCAGACCCCAGGCGCGGGGGGGUCCCUGGAGCCCGAGCGCUUCGAGGAGCUGCCGCUGUGCUCGUGUCGCAUGGAGGCGCCCAAAGUGGAGCGCAGCGACGGGGGACGGGGGCUGUGCAUGGCCACCGAGAGCAUCGACGGGCAGCUGAGCGGCUGCGGCAGCGCCAUUCUGAAGCGGGAGACGAUGCGGCCGUCGAGUCGAGUGCCGCUGAUGGUGCUGUGCGAGAGCCACCGCGCGCGGAUGGUGAAGCACCACUGCUGCCCCGGCUGCGGCUACUUCUGCACCGCCGGCACGUUCCUGGAGUGUCACCCCGACGUGCGCAUCGGGCACCGGUUCCACCGCGGCUGCGUCUCGCAGCUCAAUGGGAUGAUUUUCUGCCCCCACUGCGGCGAAGACGCCUCUGAGGCGCAGGAGGUGACGCUGCCCCGCGCCGAGGGGACCCCCCCGGCCGCCGCCCUCAACACCCCCGAACCCCGGCGCUGCGGACCCCCCGCCCGCCACGACGCCCCCACGCCCAGCGCGCGGAUGCGGGGUCAGGGCGAGGGGCGCGCGCCCCCCCCGGACCCCCGCGCGGAGCCCAUCGACAGUUCGGGGGGCCCUGCGCUGCCGCUGCCCGCGGGGGGGGCGCUGUCGGCGCGGGGGCUCUCGCCCGGCCCCGCCCGAGACCUCCUGGAAAAGGCGCUGCUGGGACAGGAGGCCGAGAGGCGCAAGAAGCUCCGGUUCCACCCGCGCCAACUCUACCUCUCGGUCAAGCAGGGGGAGCUCCAGAAGGUCAUCCUCAUGCUGCUCGAUAAUUUGGACCCCAACUUCCAAAGCGACGCCCAAAGCAAACGAACCCCUCUACACGCGGCCGCGCAGAAGGGGUACCUCGAGAUCUGCCACCUCCUCCUGCAGGCGGGCGCCAACAUCAACGCGACGGACAAACUGCGUCGGACGCCGCUGAUGGAGGCGGUGGCCAACAACCACGUGGAGACGGCGCGGUACAUGGUGCGCCGCGGCGGCUGCGUCUACAGCAAGGAAGAAGACGGAUCCACGUGUCUCCACCACGCGGCCAAGAACGGCAACUUGGAGAUGGUCGACCUCUUGUUGGCCACCGGGCAAGUGGACGUCAACGCCCAGGAUAACGGGGGUUGGACCCCCAUCAUCUGGGCGGCCGAGCACAAGCACAUCGAGGUCAUCCGGCGGCUGCUGACGCGCGGCGCCGACGUCACCCUCACCGACAACGAGGAGAACAUCUGUCUGCAUUGGGCGUCGUUCACGGGCAGCGCGGAGAUCGCGGAAGUGCUGCUCAACGCGCAGUGCGACCUCCACGCCGUCAACUUCCACGGGGACACUCCCCUGCACAUCGCCGCCCGCGAGAGCUACCACGACUGCGUCACGCUGUUCCUGUCCCGUGGGGCGGAUCCGGAGGUUCGGAACAAGGAGGGCGAUUCCCCCCUGGAUUUGACCCCCGAGCGCUCCGAUGUGUGGGUGGCGCUGCAGCUCAACCGCAAACUGCGCCUCGGGGCGGCGGCGCGAGCGCUGCACACCGAGCGCAUCGUCAGCCGGGACGUGGCGCGCGGCUACGAGAACGUCCCCAUCCCGUGCGUGAACGGAGUGGAUGAGGAGCCGUGUCCGCACGACUACAAAUACAUCGCCGAGAACUGCGAGACCUCCGCCAUGAACAUCGACCACAACAUCACCCACCUGCAGCACUGCACCUGUCAGGACGACUGCUCCUCCAGCAACUGCCUCUGUGGGCAGCUCAGCAUCCGCUGCUGGUACGACAAGGACGGGCGCCUCCUGCAGGAGUUCAAUAAGAUUGAGCCCCCCCUGAUCUUCGAGUGCAAUCAGGCGUGCGCGUGCGGGCGGAGCUGCAAGAACCGCGUGGUGCAGAGCGGCAUCAGGGUUCGGCUCCAGCUCUACCGGACGGCCAAGAUGGGGUGGGGGGUGCGGGCGCUGCAGGCGAUCCCCCCCGGCACCUUCAUCUGCGAGUAUGUGGGGGAGUUGAUCUCCGACGCUGAGGCCGAUGUGCGCGAGGACGACUCCUAUCUGUUCGACCUCGACAACAAGGACGGGGAGGUUUACUGCAUCGACGCCCGUUACUAUGGCAACGUGAGCCGCUUCAUCAACCACCUGUGUGACCCCAACAUCAUCCCCGUCCGCGUCUUCCUUCUGCACCAGGACCUGCGCUUCCCCCGCAUCGCCUUCUUCAGCAGCCGCAGCAUCCGCCCCGGCGAGGAGCUGGGGUUCGAUUACGGCGAUCGUUUCUGGGACAUCAAAAGCAAAUACUUUCCGUGUCAGUGCGGCUCCGAGAAGUGCAAACACUCGGCCGAGGGGGGGGGCGCGGGGGGAACCCCCAGAGCUGCUGCCCCCCCUGCUGGCCCUGCCCCCCCCGUGACCCCCAAAAUGACCCCCCCGGCACCCCCAAACUGC